CCUGGCCUGAGAACAGGAGCGAAUACACGACUUUAGCCAAUGCUUCAGGUGUGCCUGCGGGCCUGGCCGUCGCGGCUCGAGGUGUGGAAGGAAGGGCUUCGACCAUGCGCGUCGCCACGACAGAGCUCCUCCUCUAUUUGCUGGACCUCCCCUACAGACACCAUACGCGUGUAACUUGCUGGGGCGCCGAGAAGCAAGCGUAAGCCCUCGCGUCAGUCGGGGAAGGAGCACAAGGUGUGGCACAUGGAUAGCGUGUCGACCUCGGCUGGGUGCGUCGAAAUCGUCAUGAGUGGUAUCUGCUUAAAUGCCUCGACUACCGCUUUCCACAGACUCAAGCGCUGUCGUUUUCUCUGAAGUUCUCCCACUGACGGUCUCGUUAGCGUAACUCCCCUCGGCGUUGCCGAAAUGCCCUCAUGCUUUGCAUGGUUCAAUACUAUGUUUAUUUACAUGACUACUGGCAUCGGAACAACUUUGGAAGGAGGCCCCAGGGCAAAUCGAGAAGUUUGGUUACGCAGAAGCUCGCUAGCAAGUCCCGCCUCUGCGGGCGCCAUUCACACAACUUACUAUGAACGCCUCUGCUCUCCAUAAUGCGUUUGAGAACCUCUCGACACGGGGGCCUCCCCCCACACCCCUGUCACACCAGCCCCACACCGGGCGCCGUACUAACGCACAUGACGGAAUGGGCCUCCUCCUUUUCCUCGUGGGCUUAAAUUCAGUCGGGCGAGAGAUUUGGUAACCUUGAUUUCGCGGAACUCAGGCCGGCAACCAUGCAGGCACUUCCUCCCAAGAUUCCCGCUUCCGUAUCGGGCCACGGAACCCAGUCCCGGCGUCACAGCCUGGACUGGUCGCAUAUUGGCCUUCCCUCUCGCGAGACGCAGCUGCGGGCUGGCUUUGUGCCCUCGGCUGCUGUGGUGAUUGUGAUUUUCGUCGGCCUGUUUUUCGGCUUGACCCAGUACACCGAGUUGGGCACAAAUGCGCAGGAGGAGGUCGAUCGCUUUUACAAAUACCUGGUCGAUGUCAACAUCAUGGUGUGGAUCGGUUUCGGCUUCCUGAUGACCUUCAUGCGCCGCUACGGCUACGGCGCUGUGGCCCUGAACUACUUUGCCUCGGCGCUCAUGUUCCUGGAGGCCAUCCUCAUGAUCGGCGCCACGCAGCAAGUGUUCUGGAACUACCAUCGCACCAAGAUCCAGAUCGACAUCGCCUUGCUGAUCGACUGCGCCUUCUGCGCCGCCUCUGGUAUGAUUGCCUUCGGCGCCAUCAUCGGCAAGGCCACGCCCACGCAGUUGCUGUGGCUGCUCUUUUGGCAGGUUCCGCUGUACGCUCUCAACCAGCAGCUGGUGAUCCACACAUUCAAGGCGCUGGACAUGGGCGGCACCAUCGUCAUCCACCUGUUCGGAGCCUACUACGGAUUGGCAGCCUCGCUCAUGAUCAGCCGCAAGCAGCCGCUGCACGGCCUGGACAACCCCAAGAACUCGGGCGCCUACCUGAACGACAUCUUCUCCAUGAUCGGAACCAUCUUCCUCUUCAUCUACUGGCCCAGCUUCAACGGCGCCCUGGCGUCCGUGUCGGCUGGCCACAUGGAGGAGGCGACCGAUGCCAAGAAGGCCGCCCAAUUCCUGUCCAUCGUCAACACGCUGCUGUCGCUGCUGGGCGCCGGGCUAUCGGUGUUCGCCACCUCGGCCCUGGUGGGCGGCCGCUUCAACAUGGUGCACAUCCAGAACAGCACCCUGGCCGGUGGCGUGGCGAUGGGCGCCGCCUGCACGCUGCGCCUGACGCCCGGUGGCGCGCUGGCUGUGGGCCUGGGCGCGGGAGCCAUCAGCACCCUGGGCUUCCAGUACCUCAUGCCCUUCCUGGACCGCACCAUCGGACUGGGCGACACCUGCGGUGUGCACAACCUGCACGGCAUCCCCGCCAUCGUCGGCACGCUGGUGGCUGGCCUGGCGGCUCUGGGCCAGCACCCCGACUACCUGGAGCACGACACCGGCCGCCAGCAGCUGGGCUACCAGGUGCUUGCGGGCGUGGUGACCAUGGGCAUCGCAAUCGCCGGCGGCCUGCUAGGCGGCUUCGUGGUGUCGUGGUUCAACCCCCGUGGCGACGACCCGCUGACCGUGCCCGAGCUGUUCGACGAUGGGCCCUGGUGGGAGCACCAGCGCGUGGAGCCCAUGCCCAUCUCCACCUCCAUCCACCUCAGCAACAUGAGCGCACACGGCAAGAGCCACCACAACCAGUCCGUCAGCGUGGGCCAGCUCAACCCCAUUCGCGAGGGCCGCGAGAUCGCUGUGUCAGGCGUGCCUGCCACCGGCCAGCGCUCCGUGGGCGAGAUCGCCGUGACCAUGCAGGCCGCGCCCGUGAUGGCCUCCUCAGCGCCCGUGAUGGGCAUGCACGCCGCCGCCGCCACCCCCAUCGAUACGCCGCUGUUCGCGGACGGUCACGCCAUGGAGAACGCCGCGCGCCCGGUGCAGCCCAUGGUGGCCGGCGCCGGCAACGUGUAGAGCGGCAGACUCGUUCGGUGCUCGGCGGACAAGACACGUUAGUAAAAGAGAU
Molecule: messenger RNA, 2544 nt
Organism: Chlamydomonas reinhardtii
Lineage: Eukaryota; Viridiplantae; Chlorophyta; Chlorophyceae; Chlamydomonadales; Chlamydomonadaceae
Exons: 12
Coding region: 768-2492 (574 amino acids)
Biological process (GO): ammonium transmembrane transport; ammonium homeostasis
Cellular component (GO): plasma membrane
Molecular function (GO): ammonium channel activity
Source: RefSeq, a predicted model, not a curated record